This is a messenger RNA of Chaetomium strumarium, 1864 nucleotides long. RefSeq lists its product as uncharacterized. Bases 197 to 1735 code for a protein of 512 amino acids. Gene Ontology annotation, biological process: regulation of DNA-templated transcription. Lineage: Eukaryota; Fungi; Ascomycota; Sordariomycetes; Sordariales; Chaetomiaceae. The transcript has a single exon. The record is from RefSeq and is a predicted model, not a curated record. Gene Ontology annotation, molecular function: zinc ion binding; DNA-binding transcription factor activity, RNA polymerase II-specific.
UCGAGACCAUCAAGAUGAGACUAUCAAGAUGACUGCCAUCGAUAUCCCCCUCACGGACAAUCUGGGGUACACGGCGCUGCUGCAGAUCUGCCUAGCCUGAAAUGGCUAGGCAAAAUGCGGGGUGGGUACCGUUUGGAAAUUGGACGUCUUGUCCUGCUUGACUUCCCUAUUUCACUCAACCAAGACAUCCCCAAGCAUGAGUGGCAUGACCAAGCCGGGUCCCGAUUGCGCCGGGAGGCGGAAAAGAGUACAAGUAUCCAAGGCCUGCCACCGAUGCAGGAGAUUGCAAAAGGGCUGCAGCGAGACCAGGCCAUGCCAGCGAUGCGUCAGGGUCGGCUUAGAGGACCAGUGUAGCAGCACUGGGCGGAAAAGAGGCGAAGAACGGGCGCAGCAACCCCUUGACGGAAGAGCCUGGUUGUCCUACCCGCAGCUACCGGCAAGUCUCUCUCCAGAAACCCUCUACGCCACCAAUCCCCUUGUUGGGCGCCUAGACGUAGAGCAGCCGCGAUGUUUGCCUCCAAACUCUGUCGUCAUUCACUGCACCCGGGCCUUUUUCGCAAGGCUAUAUCCGACGAUCCCUAUUCUGAGCAACGAGUAUGUCGACAUGUUGGUUGAGGAGGCAGAGUCGAUAGAGUCGCCCCGGUGCGACGAAGCGCAAUGCCUGCUGACGGCUCUCUGUGCCGUGGUCCUCAUCCAAGUCGAAGCACCAGCCGCGCGCCUGUUCGAGGCUGACGGCAUCCUCAAUACCAACGCCGAUUUCGGCAGGAUCCUGUUCGAGAAGGCCAUGGCGGCCCGCAACCGUCUCUCAUUGCGCUUCAACCCAUGCUUGGAACGAGCCCUUGCAACAUUCUUUCUCUAUGCCGGACACGCAUCGCUCUUCCACCACAGUCAGGCCUUUUGCUUCCUUCGAGAGGCUGCCACUCUUUGGAUGGUGCUACGCGUCGAUGAGCGGGACGUUCUACGGCGUAGACUGGCCGACAGACUGUUCUGGGUCAUCUUGAUAUCAGAGCGUGCCCACGGGAUCCGAUACAGGCGGCCACUCACAUUGCAAGUCACCCCGUCACAACGGCCCGAUCUGGGUGAUAGCGAUACCGCUACAUCCGCGGACGACUUGAGUUUAUCGGGGCUGCGGUGUUUGGUAGCUCUCUUCUACCCCCUAGACACGACCUUCUUUGCGUUGCUGAACCAGGAGAGCACACCAGCGUUGGCAUCGUCGGCCCUCCUCAUUCCGUUGCUGGACGGCAUCCAGGCUUCCAUUCGAAACGCCCUCGAGCCACAGCAGACCAAGGUACUCUGCGAAACACAGCUAGCUAACCUCAGGGUCACUCAGCUCUGGUUACUGGUCAUUCUCUGGCAGCUCAGGCUGCGUUUGGGACUGCUUGUCGAGGAGCCCGGAGUGCCGUGCCACCUCGCAUUCCACUAUCCCGUGGAGGUGGGUGACGAGUUGGUCGGUGUCUUGCGGACAAUGUCUCUGGAGAGCAUGCGUGUCCACGGUGUCGGCAUCAACGAGAAGAUCUUUGACGUCGCGUGCGCCAUGGCAGAUGUUCUGUCUCGCGUGCUAACUGUUAAGGAUAGCGGCGGCGCGUCCGCGUUAGAAAAUAUACGCUGUCUCCGGCGGCUUAUCCAUCACCUUCCGGGCGGAGAAUCGACGUACGAUGCACUGCUGGACGAGCACAUUAGCAAUACGCUGCCGAACAUGCUGGACAAUGACCCUGGUUCCGGCAAGGCGUUUUGACUCGAGAGCAGGACUUUCAGGCUACGCCACGCAGUGAUUUGGUCCAGUACUCCAAAGACAAGACAGAUUUGGCGAGUCGAGAAAAUGAGCACGCCGGCCCGCUGCACUCAAGUAUCAUUGAUUACGAGU